Molecule: messenger RNA, 1946 nt
Organism: Myiozetetes cayanensis
Lineage: Eukaryota; Metazoa; Chordata; Aves; Passeriformes; Tyrannidae
Gene: GPAA1
Product: glycosylphosphatidylinositol anchor attachment 1
Biological process (GO): attachment of GPI anchor to protein
Cellular component (GO): GPI-anchor transamidase complex; membrane
Source: RefSeq, a predicted model, not a curated record
AUGGGGCUGCUGUCGGACCAGUGCCGGCGGGCCCUGGCCUGGCUAGUGCUGCGGCUCAACACGCCCCUCUGUGUGCUGAGCUACCUGGGGCUGUGCUGGUUCUUGCUGCUGCCCCUGGCCCCCUGCACGUACCUGUCGGAGAACGCCAUGGGCUCCACCAUGGUGGAGGAGGGCUCCGACCUGCCGCCGCGCCUGGCGCUCGCCCGCGACUUCGGGGGGCACCGCAAGAGAGCGGGGGGGCUGCCGGUGGCGUGGCUGGAGCAGACGAUGUGGUCGCUGGGGCUGGAGGUGCACCGGCAGCCCUUCUCCAGGACUCUGCCCUUCCCCGACGAGGCUCACGAGAGAUACCUGGUGCGGGGCACCAACGUGUACAGGAUCCUGCGCGCCCGCGCCGCCAGCACCGAGGCCUGGUGCUGCUCAGUGCCCUCCGAGGGCACCAAGAACAACCAGGCCGUGGGGCUGCUGCUCGCCCUGGCUGGGUACUUCAGAGGCCAGAUCUACUGGGCCAAGGACAUCAUUUUCCUGGUGACUGAGCACGACCUGGUGGGCACCGAGGCCUGGCUGGAGGCCUACCACGAUGUGAACCUGACUGCUGUGCAGUCGGGGGGCACCCCGGGCCGGGCAGGGGCCAUCCAGGCCGCGGUGGCCCUGGAGCUGAGCACGGACGUGGUGACCAGCGUGGACGUGGCCGUGGAGGGGCUGAACGGGCAGCUGCCCAACCUGGACCUGCUCAACCUCUUCCACUCCUUCUGCCAGAAGAACGGGCUGCUCUGCACCCUGCAGGGCAAGCUGCCCCCGGAGGGUCCCUCAGGGCCGGGGUACGGGCAGAGCCUGCAGACCCUGGGGCUGAUGGUGCUGGGCCAGGCUGGGAGGCCUGGGGGCCACGGGCUCUUCCUGCGCUUCCAGUGGAGGCCUGACCUGCGCGGGAUCAACAGCUUCAGGCAGCACAAGUUCGACCUGGGGGCGCUGGGCAGGACCCUGGAGGGAAUGUUCCGGAAGCUGAACAACCUUCUGGAGCGGCUGCACCAGUCCUACUUCCUGUACCUGCUGCCCUCCCUGGCCCGCUUCGUCUCCAUCGGCUCCUACAUGCCCGCCCUGGGGCUCAUCCUGCUCGUGCUGGUGCUCAGGGCCCUGGACCUGUGGAUGCGGCUGAGCCGGAGCGAGGGAGGGGCUGAGGGGGGGGAACCCCCCCCCGGGGAGGCACGGGGGGGGCUGCUGUCGCUGGUGCCCCCCGUGGCGGUGUCGGGGGGCGCGGGGGCCGCCCUGUACCUGCUGCCGGUGCGGGGGCAGCGCGUGGCCACCCAGCACUUCCCCGUGGGCGAGGCCGAGGCCGUGGUGCUGGCCCUGAUCGGCAUCUACGUGGCUGGGAUGGCCCUGCCCCACUCCACGCACCGAGCCCUGUCCGGGGGGGGCCAGCGGGGCUGGAUGUCCCUCAAGCUGCUGGCCCUGCUGGCCCUGGCCCUGCUGCUCACCUGCCUGGCCCUGCUCAACUUCUCCCUGGGCUUCCUGCUGGGGGUCACCCUCGUGCCCCCCGCGGCCGCCGUCACGCCCUCGGGGCACAGGCUGCCCCAGGCCGUGCUGCUGGUGCUGACGUCGCCGGGGGUGUCCCUGUUCCUGGCGGUGCUGCUGGAGCGGGAGCUGCUGGAGGCGCCGGCGGGGCUGGGGGAGGCCUGGCAGCGCUUCCUGGGGGUCCUGGGCCAGGGGCUGCUGCAGGACCACCUGCACGGGGCCUUCCUGAGCCCCCUGCUCGCCCUGGGGGCCUAUCCCUGCUGGCUGCUGCUCUGGAACGUGCUCUUCUGGAAGUGAGGGGCGCGGGGUGGACACAAGGACAGAUCCAUGCAUGGAUGUAUGGACACACGGACAGACAGACCCACGGACACAGGGACAGACCCACGGACACAUGGACAGACCCACAAAUGGAUGGACAGACCCACGGAUGGAUGGAC